Messenger RNA from Anopheles aquasalis, 1418 nucleotides. Its product is annotated as transcription factor grauzone-like. Gene Ontology annotation, cellular component: nucleus. The record is from RefSeq and is a predicted model, not a curated record. Gene Ontology annotation, molecular function: DNA-binding transcription factor activity; zinc ion binding. NCBI's taxonomy places the organism in Eukaryota, Metazoa, Arthropoda, Insecta, Diptera, Culicidae.
GCUGCUGGAUGUUCCGAACCUAAAAUCCGCGUUUUUGUGAGUUUGCUACUAACUAAAAGUGGAAUCAUGGGUGACGAGCAGUGCCGAUUGUGCUUGGAAAGAUGCCCGGCUGGCGAGGGCACCUCAAUCGAAGACGCUGCGUUUCGACAAAUCGCUGCAGAUGUAUUCUCGUUUCCGAUCGAAACUAUGUCCACUCUGCCAGAGCUGGUAUGCGGUGCAUGCUCGGAUCGUAUUCAUGAUUUCCACGAGUACGCCGUGCAGGUGCGUGCCAACCAAGAGUUGCUCGUUAAAUGCUCCACGGACGAGGCAUCAAUGUUAGAGAUGGUCGAAGAAGAAGCAACAAUUGAGGAACAGAUGCUUGAAAUAGAAACGUGCGCUGAACUAAACGAAAAAACCAAGGAAAGUGUUGAUCCGCUCCAGGGUGAUCACGAUUCUUCCGUAGAGGACAACACGCGCGAACAGGAGGAUGAUCUUAUAUGCACGUACUACGAUAUGAAGUGUGAAAUCUGUUUGGCCGAGCUCGACACAUUCGCCCAACUGCAGCAGCACUACAAAAAGGAACACAGCGAGUGUGGCUAUGUUCGGUGUUGCGAUAAGGUCCUGACAAAACGAUGGCAGGUUCUCGAGCACAUCAGUAUGCACGAAGGAUCGUUGCGGUGCAAUAUGUGUGAGAAAAGCUACAAAUGCAACCGAACGUUGGAGCUGCACAAGCUGAACUGCCACGGUAAGCAGGAGGACAAGCCCUUCAAGUGCGACAAGUGCGAUCAAGCCUACCCGAAGCAGCAUCUGCUUACUGCCCAUCUGCAGCAACACGAGCAGGAGCAAUGUACGGUCUGCCGGAAGACGCUAUCGAACAAUCAGGCACUGAAAGUGCACAUGGCCCAGAUGCAUGGGCGCGAUAAUCAGCAGACUUGCGCUACCUGUAGCAAAACGUUCCGCACCAAGCUCGCGAUGGAGCGCCACAUCAAGGAGCACCGUGGCGAGCCAAGUGUGGAGAAGGUUCAGUGCCACAUCUGCUGCGAAUGGUUCAACGGAAUGAGUAAUGUGCAGAAACACAUCCGUUACACUCAUAUCGAGCAGGGACAGGAGUUUCAGUGUAGCAUCUGUUUGAACAAGUUUCCCAACACUCGUGCCCUGCUCUACCACAAACAGCGGGCGCACGUGGCGGGAAGGUUCGGCUGUAAAUACUGUGGAAGGCAUUUUAAAAAAAAUAUAUACCUCAAGGAACACGUUGCCUCCCACACGGGUCAGCCGCUAUAUGCGUGCGAGAUUUGCGGUACUACCUUCAACUCGAGCGCUAAUAUGUACGCUCAUUUUCGCACCAAGCAUCCUUCGGAAAAGAAGGUGUCCAAAGCGGCAAAAAUUGGGCUGCAAGAACAAAGAAUCGAUGGUGCAGACAUUAGCGAAGACCAGUAAAC